AUGAGCAAGACGUUCGCGUUCGACGAUGCCAUUGAGGAUGGGUAUUCGGCGCAGCAGGUUUUCGGGCAGGGGACGUGCCACACGUACGACGACGUGAUCUUCCUGCCCGGGCACAUCAGUUUCGGCGCGCACGAGGUCGACCUGGCGUCGCACAUCACGAAGAAGCUCAAGCUGCGCGUCCCGGUCGUGAGCUCGCCCAUGGAUACAGUGACCGAGGACACCAUGGCCGUGGCGAUGGCCAUGUGCGGCGGCAUGGGCUUCCUGCACUACAACUCGACCAUCGAGGAGCAGGCCGCGAUGGUCAAGAAGGUCAAGGCCCACAGUCCGGGCUACGUGUACACCCCCGUGGCCGUCUCCCCGAACGACACGCUGGUCACGCUGGACAACCUGAAGGCGGCGCGCGGGCACUCGUCGGCGCUGGUGACCGACACAGGCGCUAUGGGCGGGAAGCUCCUGGGCAUCGUCACGACGCGCGACAUCGAGUUCGUCGACGACCGCAUGACCAGGAUCGGCGACGUCAUGACCAAGGAUCUCGUCACGGCCCCCGUGGGCACCACCGCGGUGGAGGCCCUGGAGAUGCUGAAGACGACGCGCAAGGGCAAGCUGCCGGUGGUCGGGGCGAACGGCGAGCUGGUCGGGCUGGCGACGAGGCGGCACUUCAAGGCGCACAUGGCGUUUCCGCCGCUCGGCGCGCCCUCGACGGACGCGCAGGGCCGCCUGCUGUGCGGCGCCGCGGUGGGCACGCGGCCGUCCGACCGCGACCGCGUCAAGGCUCUCGCCGCGGCCGGCGUCGACGCCGUCAUCCUCGACAGCUCGCAGGGCGACUCCACCUUCCAGGUCGACAUGAUCAAGCACAUCAAGAAGAAGCACCCCAACCUCGAGGUCAUCGCGGGGAACAUCGUCACGUCGCGGCAGGCCAAGACCCUCAUUGACGCCGGCGCCGACGGCCUGCGUGUCGGCAUGGGCUCGGGGUCGAUCUGCACGACGCAGGAGGUCUGUGCGGUCGGGCGCGGGCAGGCGACGGCGGUGUACCAGGUCGCGCGGUACGCGCAGGCGCAGGGCGUCCCGAUAAUCGCGGACGGUGGGAUUCAGAAUUCUGGGCACAUUGCAAAGGCUUUGGCGCUCGGGGCGAGCACGGUCAUGUGCGGGUCGCUGUUCGCGGGGACGUGGGAGGCGCCCGGGACGUUCUUCACGGACCCGGUGUCCGGCUGCCGCGUGAAGCGCUACCGCGGCAUGGGCUCGCUCGAGGCCAUGCAGAAGGGCAGCGAGGCGCGCUACCUCAGCGAGACGCAGACGCUGAAGAUCGCGCAGGGGGUGUCCGGGACGGUCAAGGACAAGGGGUCGAUCUUCGCGCAAGUGCCGUUCCUCGCGCAGGCCGUGAAGCAGGGCUUCCAGGACAUGGGUGUGCGGUCCAUCGCCGAGGCGCGCGAGGGGCUCUACACCGGGACGCUCAAGAUGGAGACGCGGUCAGGCGCGGCGAUCGUCGAGGGCGGCGUGCACGACAUGCACGCCUUCGAGAAGAAGCGAUGGUAG
Molecule: messenger RNA, 1533 nt
Organism: Pedinophyceae sp. YPF-701
Lineage: Eukaryota; Viridiplantae; Chlorophyta; Pedinophyceae
Source: the annotation of a GenBank genome assembly